CAAAGCAAUGCAAUUGGCUCCUUUAACAAGGUGACAUUGCAAAGUAUCUUCUUGGGUUGGAAUCUGCAUUGUCUUGCCAUAAAUGCAUGUUUGUGUAUCGCUUGCGUAAGCAGUGAGCGUCUGAAAGCCAAAAUACAUUCAUACCAUGCAUGGGUUUCUAAUUUUUUCUGGUUAAUCCAACAACUCAACGAUUCUGUUAACUUUUUGGCUACUGUACUACGAUAUUCUUAUAGUUCUAAUACGGGGAUCAAUAUCCUUGCUGUUUUUUGUGUGCAGGGAAGUCCAACAUAGAAACGUUGUCCGAUUUGUUGGUGCAUGUACAAAAGCUCCUCAUUUAUGCAUAGUAACAGAGUACAUGCCUGGAGGAAGCCUUUAUGAAUAUAUACACAAGAAUCACAUUGUCUUGAAUCUCCCUCAAUUGCUUCAGUUUGCAAUUGAUGUCUGCAGUGGAAUGGAGUACUUGCAUCAAAACAACAUAAUUCACAGGGAUCUUAAGACAGCAAAUUUGCUUAUGGAUAAUGACAAAGUUGUUAAGGUAGCAGAUUUUGGCGUUGCUCGGUUCCAAAAUCAAGGGGGUGUGAUGACAGCAGAGACUGGUACAUACCGAUGGAUGGCCCCUGAGGUUAUUAAUCAUCAACCAUACGAUCAGAAAGCAGACAUAUUCAGUUUUGCUAUUGUUCUGUGGGAGCUUGUCACCGCUAAGGUUCCAUAUGAUACGAUGACUCCUUUACAAGCUGCCCUGGGAGUGAGACAGUUUUGGUUGUUUGUAUAUCAAGUUAUAUCAUAAGAUAAAAUA
Camellia sinensis is the source of this 796-nucleotide messenger RNA. The record is from RefSeq and is a predicted model, not a curated record. Lineage: Eukaryota; Viridiplantae; Streptophyta; Magnoliopsida; Ericales; Theaceae.